This is a messenger RNA of Somion occarium, 675 nucleotides long. The record is from the annotation of a GenBank genome assembly. Lineage: Eukaryota; Fungi; Basidiomycota; Agaricomycetes; Polyporales; Cerrenaceae.
AACUCCUCAAGACUGGCUUUCAGCAAUAAUGUCAAGUGUGCCGCAAGUGCCACUACAUCUCUUAUGAGGAUGGUUCAAACCCGGACAAACUCGACUGCAUCGUCUGGCUUGCCAGGCACUUCCCGUAGUGCAGUCGAUUCAAUCUCUCAACCGUUAACACCAAACACAUCCGAGCCCCAUUCAACCUGGAAUUUUCUCAGGACACAGCCCAUUAGCAAAACUUCCAAGACUCAAAGCAGUCAGGAGAUGUGGAAAGCCACUGAAACGUCUCAUAUACAUAGCCGUCCGCCGGGACCCUAUGCAGGUCGAAGUGUGGCCGUAUCUGGUGGUAAACCAUUUGGUAGCGCUUAUGUCGAGCUUCAGCAAAUACUGCGCCGGAACUUAGUGAGCUACGAAUUGAGGUUGGCGGAAAGACACGAGAAGAAAGGAUACAAGCGCCGUCGACUGGCGAGUGAUCGUCACAGGCGAAGAUUCGCCCACGAGGUGAGGAAGAAGGUGCAGCUUGUCAAUGAAAUCCGCGCUCGGGGAGCAUGACUUUACCUAUAAUCAAUUCUUUUGGUGCACUCCUUCACAAUUUAUACCUCGCAUGAAAGGUACCAUACCUUGGCAUGACUUUGCGAUGAAUGUUCGUGAACUAAACAGGUGAGAAGCAAAUAAAAAAGCCUGCAUCUAACU